GAAUCGUACGCAAUGAGAAUUCCAAUCACAAAUUCUGUUAUUACAUAAUUCCCCUAAAUUCCGUUGCUUUAAAUCCAACUUUAUUCAGAAAACAAUUGCAGUAACACAAUUAUAGAAAGAUUCGUUACUCGAAUAAUGCCUUCCUUUUUUUCCUUUCUUCUGGUUUUUGUACACUCUUAUUUAACAUAAUAACAAGAACAACACGAAGAAGAAGAUGAAGAUUGUAGGAAUAGUAAUUUCUGGGCAAAGAAAAGAAAACUACUAUUUAAGGAAAGACGGAGUAUAGAUAAUAAAAUCCAAAUAAUACCUUGCUUUUUUGGUUUGUUUAACAUAAUUUAAAGAUAACUAUUUCAAGAAAUCAUCGCUUGUAAGUCUUAUUCUCUCUCUCCCCUCCCUUUAAUAUGCCCUUGCAUGCCAUUAAUCUUCUCCUUCCUUCUUCAUCAAUCAAUUUCAAAGGGAUUUGCUUAUGAGUUUGGGAGAUUGUUGAUGGAGAAGACAUUUUGGGUGUCAAGAUUACUUACUUGAUUAUUGUGAUUAUUGUGGAUUGAGAUUUAGUUGUGAAAGUACCUUGGUGUUGAACAAGUUUGGGAAAAACAUUUUCCUUGGAGAUUUCACUGGAUGUACAUAUGGACAUUUUGUCUGUUGAUUAAUGAACUAGCUAGUAUUUCCUAUCAAAGUAAAAAGUGUAAACAAGACAAGAAUUGUAGGUAUGGAGAAAAGUUUUUCAUUUGAUAGGAUGGAUGCAAAUGAUGGGUCAUUCCCUAGAAAAUUAGCUCAGUGUAGGAUUUGCCAUGAUGAAGAUGAAUCGUCGAACAUGGAAGCACCAUGUGCUUGUUGUGGUAGCUUGAAGUAUGCUCACCGUAGAUGUGUACAAAUGUGGUGCAAUCAAAAGGGUGACACUGUCUGUGAGAUUUGCUUGCAGCCAUAUAAGCCUGGAUAUACUGCGCCACCCCCUAGAUUGCCCUUUGCUGUCAUUCCCGUGCGUUUGAGGGAACCUUGGGAAUUUGCAACAAGUAAUCAAUAUAAUCAUCCAUCAAUAAUUGCUGCACAGAAUUUCUUCGAUCAUAGACUUGAUGACUAUACAGCUCCCACUGCAAGCAUAAUUUGUUGUCGGAUCAUUACAGUCAUAUUUAUGAUUUUGGUUGUUCUACGCCAUACUCUUCCAAUUGUAUAUAGUGGUGCUGGAGAAUACUCUUUUACCUUAUACACAUUAUUGAUGCUGAGGACCAUUGCUAUUCUUCUGCCGAUGUUUGUCAUGCUUAAAGCAUGCAGUAUUAUACGCCAUCAUCGGAGACACCGACAGACACCUGCAGCAUUUUCUCACGCUUCAUCAGAUGAAGAAAAUGAGCUAGCACAGCCACAGAUUUCAGCUCAUGUUAUCCGCAUUCAGUAAUUUUCAUGAUGAUCGUCAUCUGAAAGUGCAGACCCUCACUGGCAAUUUCUCAUUCAUCAUAACAUUCAUAAGCGCCUGACCAAUGUCAAAUCAAAUGAAUGAUAUUUGUCAAACCGAAUGCACAUAUUCUUGGAUAAAGCAUGAAUGGGGUUGUCAAAAGUGCUGUUGUGGUCUUGUGGAAGUCAUUGAGGAAAGAAGGAUGUCAUUUCUUCAGCAUAUGACUUCAUUAGAGGGAAAUUGUAUCUCGCGUUCAGCAAAUGUAAAUAGUAUUAUCUCAGUAUCUGUAUAUAAACUCAUUUAUAAGAAGCUCUUUAACCUCAGGCCUUUAAUGGUUAGGAAAAUCCAAAAAUCAGGUUGGAAAAGGUUCAACAUGCAAAGUACAAGCAGUCCAGCACAAA
Messenger RNA from Chenopodium quinoa (quinoa), 1791 nucleotides. RefSeq lists its product as uncharacterized. Gene Ontology annotation, cellular component: membrane. Gene Ontology annotation, molecular function: ubiquitin-protein transferase activity; zinc ion binding. Bases 710 to 1393 code for a protein of 227 amino acids. Lineage: Eukaryota; Viridiplantae; Streptophyta; Magnoliopsida; Caryophyllales; Amaranthaceae. The transcript is spliced from 8 exons. The record is from RefSeq and is a predicted model, not a curated record. Gene Ontology annotation, biological process: protein ubiquitination.